This is a messenger RNA of Rhipicephalus sanguineus (brown dog tick), 2779 nucleotides long. RefSeq names its product protein mono-ADP-ribosyltransferase PARP16. Gene Ontology annotation, molecular function: NAD+ poly-ADP-ribosyltransferase activity; kinase binding; protein serine/threonine kinase activator activity. The transcript has a single exon. Lineage: Eukaryota; Metazoa; Arthropoda; Arachnida; Ixodida; Ixodidae. The record is from RefSeq and is a predicted model, not a curated record. The coding region runs from base 48 to 1127 and encodes 359 amino acids. Gene Ontology annotation, biological process: endoplasmic reticulum unfolded protein response. Gene Ontology annotation, cellular component: endoplasmic reticulum tubular network; membrane; nuclear envelope.
GUGCGGCAGCUGCCAAGGCAGCACAGGUGGCACCGGGGCGAAAAAACAUGGCAGCACCGGACAGCCCGGUGCGGUCGCCCCAAAACUCAGAGGACGCCCGACUCCGAGUCCUAGAAAUCAUCGCCGAAGACGUCGCGGCCGCCGACCUCCAGUGGUCCCUCUUUGUGGCCGCGCUGCGCUCGUACCGCUACGACACCGUGCUGCGACCGUUCCCGACGUCGUUCGCCGAUCAGGCGACGGACACGAAGCGCAUCGACGAGCUUCGCGACGUGGCUGCCAGGGUUCCUCCGCUCGGCGCCCUGUUGCCCGCGGGCUCCGCCGCCAAGUCGUCGACCUCGGCGGCGACAGGUCCGAAGGGAGUGCCCCGAGAGUCCUGGGAGCUUCUGCUAUGGGUGCUCACGUGCGGCGGCGUCCGCCUUAGGUCCCGAAAGAAGGAGGACGUGCCCGAACUGAAUGGCGACUCGGCCGUCGACGUUGUCUUCGAAGUCGAGCAUAGCCUGCAGGCCGACCGGCGUUUCGAAGGAACCCGCGGGGACCGCGAGGUCUUCUUCGCUUACCACGGUUCGCGGCUCGACAACUUCCACUCCAUCCUCCACAACGGCCUGCUGGCGCACAUGAACAAGAACGCGCUGUUCGGCUCCGGCACGUACUUGUCGAGUGAGCUGAGCGUCUCGGCCACCUUCAGUCCGGCCGGCUACGGCUGGCAGCACUCGCUCGUGAGCCCCGAGCUCUCCUGCGUGGCGAUGUGCGAGGUGAUCGACCAUCCGGACGUCAAGUGCCAGGACAGGGCCAGGAGCAAGCCCUCCAGGGCCUACGCCCGGGACUCGAUGGCGGGCAUGGUUCCGGAGAGGUACUACCUCGUGCAAAACGACUCCGUGGUUCGCGUCAAGUACCUGCUGGUGUACACCGCGACGCAGCCGGCGCCGCCGCCAGCGCCGGACAUCUUGCCGGCGGGCAUGGUGAUGAGGUCCGCGGACCGGGCCUACUACUCGCCCGGCUGGCAAGACUUUCUGCGCAAGAACAAGUCGUGGCUCAUGGUUGCCGCGUACGCGGCGUUGCUGUGCGGCAUCGGGCUGUCCAGCUCGCGCGUGGGUCACAACCUCAUGCUCAAGCUAUUCUAUCGGUGACGAAAAAAAGAACGAAAGCCUGACGCCGGCGGUCACGCAAUGUCCACAUCUGUGUCCGGCACCUGUCAACGAGGACCAAAAAUUAAGAUUGAAGGGCGUCCGGAGCUAACCUCGCGCUUAGAAGGGAGCGCGAGUUUCGAUGUUCCUAUAGGAGCUCAAGGGAACAGCUGAGAAAAAUCGACGUUGGAGGCAGAUACCCGAUCUCAAAUGUCAAUUUCCUCAUUUUUUUUUUCGCGCUGCACUAGUCGACAAUUAUUUUACGAGAGACACUUUGAGACUUCUGAUCAGUAUUACAAAUGUGCGACAGGGUGCGGCACUGAAAAUGCCGCUGUGAUAUAAAUUAAUGGUGCCAUCUGACGAUGCGGUGUCUUGGCCACUGCCACUGAUUCGCAUCUAUACAGUAUACAUAUAUAUAGUUCAUGAAGUGCCUUGUUGAGUGGCUGGGGGGCUGAACGUUAGCCUGAAAUUGAUAAACCAGCAUGUGUCCUCCUUUAUAAAGCUGUUUACUGCGCUGCAAGCGAAAGUUACAGUCGUUGGAGAGAGUGAAGUUGUACUUUGAUCUUGCUCAAAGGUUUCGCGUCUAGAUGUUGGCCCGUUCUUUUGCAAUCAAGCGAAAGUUGUCGUCGUUAGAGUUGUGCUCCGAAAUUGCUCAAAACGUUUGACGUCUAGAUGCCGCCACGUUAUGUUGGAAUUCUCCGUUUGCCCGUCAUGUUGAAUGUGGUACGUUUUGUAUACAACGACGUCCAAGUCGUCUCACAGCCCAUUCGCAUGUAUACACAAUCGUUUUAAGGCGUAAAUGCAGGUGGAACGCCGGACUAGACGUCAUUUUUAGUAUUUCCAUUAUUUGCCUACGCUUUUAAGGGAAUCUUGCAUCUCUCACACGUAUGGAUGCGCUUUUACUUUUUAAACGAUUAUUGCAACCUCGCUACCGAGCUACACCAUUGUGCUGAAUAUGCUUCAAUAUCUUCUCUUUCAUCUUCGCGGAAGCACUGCGAGUCUCGAAUUUACGAGCUUCUGCGCUUCGUGUCUGCAGUGCCACGAAUGGACGCCGUAAACUUAACAGCUGCUCCGCGCUGUUCGACGAGCCAUUUUAUAUACGCGUACGAAGUCUAAACAGCUUCCAUUGAAAAAGUCUCGCGACGCGGCUGCGCGGUAACAUUUUUCUUCCACGCCCUUUAGUUCGAAGCUCUGUCGUUGAAUACUACGUGCCAUUAAUUGCUCUGUAAAUAAAAACAAUGAAACAGAGAACUAAAUAAACUCCGUGUAUAUUUUGCUCGCUUUCGUAUGCCCCUUCUUCCGACUGUACCGUGUUAUUCAUUUAUUCAUCAUUAAUAUAGAUAGGCAUCGCGAAGUUGCAAAACUUGCAUGGAGAUGAGUAAUUAACACGUCAUUGGACGCAUGACAAUGACGCACGUCCACGUAUACGCGAGGUUAAUAUAGGAAAUAAUCGGAAAGAAAAACGCAACCAGAGAUUACCAACAAGUGAAACAUGUACUGCUCAAGAAUAAUUAAGAUUUCUAAGAAUAAAAGUUGCGGACCAUUAAAGAUGGUUAGAGCAUAAAAAGAGGAGCCUUGGACAAAUACACAGGUACAUGCGUAGCCAACAGCAUAGCCAGCAAAGCGCAGACUACUUACCUUGAGUAAGGCGAAAU